GCUGCCCCCGCCAGCGCGCCGCCCGGCCUGGCCGCGGGCUCAGGCUCGGCCGCGGGCGUCCCGGCCCCCGGCCUGGCGAGCAGCAGCGCUGCGGCCCCUUUCCCGCACGGGGAUUCGGCCCUCAACGAGCAGGAGAAGGAGCUGCAGCGGCGGCUGAAGCGCCUGUACCCGGCCGUGGACGAGCAGGAGACGCCGCUGCCCCGGUCCUGGAGCCCGAAGGACAAGUUCAGCUACAUCGGCCUCUCGCAGAACAACCUGCGGGUGCACUACAAAGGUCAUGGUAAAACCCCCAAAGAUGCAGCGUCAGUUCGAGCCACGCAUCCGAUACCAGCAGCCUGUGGGAUUUAUUAUUUUGAAGUAAAAAUCGUCAGUAAGGGAAGAGAUGGUUACAUGGGAAUUGGUCUUUCUGCUCAAGGUGUGAACAUGAAUAGACUACCAGGUUGGGAUAAACAUUCAUAUGGUUACCAUGGGGAUGAUGGACAUUCGUUUUGUUCUUCUGGAACUGGACAACCUUAUGGACCAACGUUUACAACUGGUGAUGUCAUUGGCUGUUGUGUCAAUCUCAUCAACAAUACCUGCUUUUAUACCAAGAAUGGACAUAGUUUAGGUAUUGCUUUCACCGACUUGCCGCCAAACUUGUAUCCUACUGUGGGGCUUCAGACACCAGGAGAAGUGGUUGAUGCCAAUUUUGGGCAGCAUCCUUUUGUGUUUGAUAUAGAAGACUACAUGCGAGAAUGGAGAACCAAAAUACAAGCCCAGAUAGACCGGUUUCCCAUUGGGGAUCGAGAAGGAGAAUGGCAGACCAUGAUUCAAAAAAUGGUUUCAUCUUACUUAGUCCACCAUGGGUACUGUGCCACAGCAGAGGCCUUUGCCAGAUCUACAGACCAGACUGUUCUAGAAGAAUUAGCUUCCAUUAAGAAUAGACAAAGAAUUCAGAAGUUGGUGUUAGCAGGAAGAAUGGGAGAAGCUAUUGAAACAACACAGCAGUUAUAUCCAAGUUUACUUGAAAGAAAUCCUAAUCUCCUUUUCACAUUAAAAGUGCGUCAGUUUAUAGAAAUGGUGAAUGGCACAGACAGCGAAGUGCGGUGUUUAGGAGGCCGAAGCCCUAAAUCUCAAGACAGUUAUCCUGUCAGUCCUCGACCUUUUAGUAGUCCAAGUAUGAGCCCCAGCCAUGGGAUGAAUAUCCACAACUUAGCAUCGGGCAAAGGAAGCGCUACACAUUUUUCUGGUUUUGACAGUUGUAGUAAUGGUGUAAUAUCAAAUAAAGCACAUCAGUCAUAUUGCCAUAGUAAACACCAGUCAUCCAGUUUGAAUGUACCAGAACUCAACAGUAUCAAUAUGUCAAGGUCACAGCAAGUUAAUAACUUCACCAGUAAUGAUGUAGACAUGGAGACAGAUCACUACUCCAAUGGAGUUGGAGAAACGUCAUCCAAUGGUUUCCUGAAUGGUAGCUCUAAACAUGACCACGAAAUGGAAGACUGUGACACCGAAAUGGAAGUUGAUUCGAGUCAGUUAAGACGCCAGUUGUGUGGGGGAAGUCAGGCCGCCAUAGAAAGAAUGAUUCACUUUGGCCGAGAGCUGCAAGCAAUGAGUGAACAGCUGAGGAGAGAAUGUGGCAAGAACACAGCAAAUAAGAAGAUGCUGAAGGAUGCCUUCAGUUUACUAGCAUAUUCGGAUCCUUGGAACAGCCCAGUUGGAAAUCAACUCGACCCAAUUCAAAGAGAACCUGUGUGCUCAGCUCUUAACAGUGCAAUAUUAGAAACCCACAAUCUGCCAAAGCAACCUCCACUUGCCCUAGCAAUGGGACAGGCCACACAAUGUCUAGGACUGAUGGCUCGAUCGGGAAUUGGAUCCUGUGCGUUUGCCACAGUGGAAGACUACCUACAUUAGCUAUGCACUUCAGGAGCUCACACUUACAUUGUGGCAAAUAGGCAACAUGGAAGUAGACCAGCUCUGCUGAUUGGAAACUUAGAUUUUUUUAAUUAUGUACUGGGGACAGGUUUUUGUCGCUUUACAUUGCUUCCUAGUUUACAGCAUGAUGCAAAUGAUUUUCUAACUUAGUGUUAGGAGAAAAUAUUUUCCAUCUUUAACCUCUUAGUUAUCUAAGAGUUAAAUAUUACUGAAUUUCAGACAUUCAAAUUGAUCAUCAGAAAUCCUUUAAAAUAAUUACCUAAAAGAAACCAAAAAAAUCCUGCCUUCUUUGUUGGGGGGAGAAGGGGGAAGGAAAUGGAACAAGUUGUGUUUGUGUAGCAUGUGGGUGAUGUAAACUACAAACUGGGAGAUGUUCCGACCCCCGCUCCUGUAUAAGCAUUCAAUCAGUGUAACUUGCAAAAUGCAUAAACAUCCGACAGUUUGAAUUUAAUAGUGUUGAUGGAAGAAAUCAUUUUUAAUGUGUACUGUAAAACUUGAACUACUCAGGAGCUGAGUGAACAUGUUUGUUGCUACUUACAAUCCCGACCUGUUAGUCCCAGUGGUUUUGUUUUAACAUGGUCUUUUUCAGCUUUGUUUCCUGUUUAACUACAGAUGACUUCUGUUGUAGACUCACAAGUUUAACUGUUGUAUUAUAACAGUAUUACAUGUCAACAGUGUGCUUAUGACCUUUAUUUAUAUAAAAACCAAAUAUUUAGUCAAUUUACCGUGUCUUAAUUUAAUCUUUGUACACCUUCCAUUUUUAAGUGCUUAAAUGAGUACUAUAUUGCAAUAAAAAUGUAGUGAUAUAAUUAACCAGCCAUUAAAAAUUUACUUCUACAGA
This is a messenger RNA of Nannospalax galili (Upper Galilee mountains blind mole rat), 2752 nucleotides long. It is a transcript of the gene Ranbp9, whose product is annotated as RAN binding protein 9. Lineage: Eukaryota; Metazoa; Chordata; Mammalia; Rodentia; Spalacidae. The record is from RefSeq and is a predicted model, not a curated record. Gene Ontology annotation, cellular component: cytoplasm. Gene Ontology annotation, biological process: cell surface receptor signaling pathway; cytoskeleton organization. The annotation marks the transcript as partial. The transcript has 14 exons. Gene Ontology annotation, molecular function: protein binding.